This is a messenger RNA of Oncorhynchus gorbuscha (pink salmon), 10744 nucleotides long. Its product is annotated as ankyrin-1-like. Lineage: Eukaryota; Metazoa; Chordata; Actinopteri; Salmoniformes; Salmonidae. The transcript has 44 exons. Bases 461 to 6619 code for a protein of 2052 amino acids. The record is from RefSeq and is a predicted model, not a curated record. Gene Ontology annotation, molecular function: protein binding. Gene Ontology annotation, biological process: signal transduction.
AGACGGACAAGCAGCAGGACUGUUGGAGAGGAGAGAAAAAAACAACCUGCAACAAGAAACCAAAUCAAUGCAGCAAGAGGGAGAUUUGACUUUCACUUAAAGCGUCUAUCUUCUCUUAAUCUUUUCAUUUUGUUAGAGGGGGUCGCAGUAGUUUCACAGGACUGCAGAACAGCAGGGGAGGAAGAGAGAAUUAGAGCCUCAAGAGAGAGGGAGAGAGAGAGAAGUGCAGCAUCACCCGAAUUCCCCCUGUUCUGUUCCCUUGAGGCAGUGUGAGCACGCUCUCUCAGACACAGCAGGGCCACACCGGCACCGGCACCAUCAGCGUCAGAGUCCACCCACGGCAGGCAGGACCUCCAGCGCUGCAACCCCCCAGCCUCUCAGCCCCAGCUUCAAACCAGGACCUCGCCAGGCCUCAUCCAUCUUCAUCUGCACCAGACAGUCGGCUUAACCAGGCUGAACCAUGGCACAAGCUGCCAAACAUCUCGUGAAGAACAAGGAAUUAAAAAUCCAGCUUGAGGCGGAGCGCCUGCUGAAGGAGGAGGAAAAGGCCAAGAAGAGAAACCGCUCGCGGGAUAAAAAGCGCAAGGCUGAUGCUGUCACUAGUUUUCUGCGGGCGGCUCGUUCUGGUAACAUGGACAAGGCCCUCGACCAUAUAAAGAAUGGCAUAGACAUCAACACAGCCAAUCAGAACGGGCUGAACGGGUUGCAUCUGGCCUCUAAAGAAGGCCACGUUAAAAUGGUGCUGGAGUUACUACAUGGAGGCAUCGAUGUGGAAACCCAGACUAAGAAAGGCAACACAGCUCUGCACAUUGCUGCCCUGGCUGGGCAGGAACAAGUGGUGGCAGAGCUGGUAAAUUACGGGGCCAACAUCAAUGCCCAGUCCCAGGUGAGACCCCCACCAGUGUCAGAAGAGACCCCGGCCCCACUGGCAGGACCCCCUGCAGAAGAGCCACCAGCCACAACGGAUACACAUACAAAGGGCUUCACUCCGCUCUACAUGGCCGCACAAGAGAAUCAUCUAGAAGUUGUGAAGUUCCUUUUGGAGAACGGGGCCAAUCAAAGCAUUCCUACUGAGGAUGGCUUUACCCCUCUCGCCGUGGCUCUUCAGCAGGGACAUGAGAACGUUGUGGCCCUGCUCAUCAAUUACGGCACCAAGGGCAAAGUUCGCCUCCCAGCGCUGCACAUAGCAGCGCGGAACGAUGACACGCGCACAGCUGCUGUGCUUCUACAGAACGACCCCAACGCAGACGUCCUGAGCAAGACAGGCUUCACACCGCUUCAUAUCGCUGCACACUACGAGAACCUGAGCGUAGCCCAACUGUUGCUCAACAGAGGAGCCAAUGUCAACUUCACCCCUAAGAAUGGCAUCACACCUUUGCACAUCGCAUCCAGGAGGGGGAAUGUGAUCAUGGUACGACUCCUGCUGGACCGAGGGGCACAGAUUGAUGCCAAGACCAAGGAUGAGUUGACUCCACUGCACUGUGCAGCCAGGAAUGGACACGUGAGGAUCAUUGAGAUCCUGUUGGACCAAGGGGCUCCCAUCCAGGCCAAGACCAAGAACGGCCUGUCUCCCAUCCACAUGUCAGCACAGGGGGACCACAUGGACUGUGUGAGGCAACUAAUGCAAUACAAUGCUGCAAUUGAUGACAUCACACUGGACCACCUGACCCCCCUGCAUGUGGCGGCCCACUGUGGGCACCACCGCAUGGCCAAAGUGCUGCUGGACAAAGGAGCCAAACCCAACUCCCGUGCACUGAAUGGUUUUACUCCACUUCACAUCGCCUGUAAGAAGAACCACAUGCGUGUGAUGGACCUCUUGCUGAAACACUCUGCUUCCCUAGAGGCUGUGACGGAGUCUGGCCUGACCCCUUUACAUGUGGCCUCGUUCAUGGGCCACCGCAAAAUAGUCACCAUCCUGGUACAGAAGGGAGCUUCUCCCAGCGCUUCCAAUGUGAAAGUGGAGACUCCUCUUCACAUGGCAUGUAGAGCUGGACACUAUGAGGUGGCAGAGUUCUUACUGACCAAUGCAGCGCCGGUAAACGCCAAGGCCAAGGAUGACCAGACACCGCUCCACUGUGCGUGUCGGAUGGGCCACAAGGAGCUGGUUAAGCUGCUGCUGGAGCACAAGGCCAACCCCAACUCCACCACCACAUCCGGACACACACCCCUCCACAUCGCUGCCCGUGAGGGACACGCUCAGACCACACGUAUCUUACUUGACAUGGAAGCCCAGCAUACCAAGAUGACCAAGAAAGGCUUCACUCCUCUCCAUGUGGCUUCAAAAUAUGGCAAAGUGGACGUGGCAGAGCUGCUGCUGGAGAGAGGGGGCAACCCUAACGCUGCUGGCAAGAAUGGUCUGACUUCUCUCCAUGUGGCUGUCCAUCAUGACAAUCUGGACAUGGUUAACCUGCUGGUCAGCAAGGGAGGCUCCCCACACAGUGCAGCUAGGAAUGGCUACACCCCUCUCCACAUAGCAUCGAAGCAGAACCAGGUGGAGGUCGCUAGCAGCCUGCUGCAGUACGGUGCCUCGGCCAACGCCGAGUCCCUUCAGGGGGUCACGCCCCUCCACCUGGCUGCUCAGGAGGGCCGGCCUGACAUGGUCGCCCUGCUCAUCUCCAAACAGGCCAACGUCAACCUGGGAAACAAGAGUGGACUGACUCCUCUCCACCUAGUGGCACAGGAAGGCCACGUGGGCAUCGCUGAUAUUCUGGCUAAGCAGGGGGCAUCAGUGUAUGCUGCCACACGGAUGGGAUACACCCCUCUCCAUGUUGCCUGUCACUAUGGCAAUGUAAAGAUGGUGAAGUUCCUCCUGCAGCAGCAGGCCAAUGUCAACAGCAAGACCAAGGUUGGUUACACUGCCCUGCACCAGGCAGCCCAACAGGGCCACACAGACAUCGUUACCUUACUGCUCAAACAUGGAGCCCAGCCGAACGAAGUCGCUACUAACGGUACGUCAGCCCUGUCCAUCGCCAAGCGUUUGGGGUACAUCUCCGUAAUCGACGUUCUCAAACUGGUUACAGAGGAGACGGUUUCCAUGACCACCACAGAGAAACAUCGUAUGAGUUUCCCAGAAACAGUGGAUGAGAUAUUGGACGUAUCAGAGGAUGAAGGAAUUGCACAGCUAACCAUAGGGCAAGAGCUUUUGGGGACGGAAGGAGCCAGGUACAUGAAGAUGGAUGACUUAAAGGACCAUGAUGACGAUUUCCUGUCACCCAAGAAAUCUAUGGAUAACUACUCGCCUGCCAUUCCCAGGAUCCCUUGUGUGUCCCCAGAGACGGUCAUCCUGAAGGAGCAUGACAUGGAGCAGGUACACACUCCAAUGCCAUUACAAAAAGAUUAUGAUGAUGACUCCCUGAUCCCCAGCAGUCCAGCUACAGAGACCUCUGACAACGUCAGUCCUGUGGCCAGCCCCAUACACACAGGGUUCCUGGUGAGUUUCAUGGUGGAUGCUCGGGGCGGCUCGAUGCGAGGCAGCAGACAUAACGGCCUGCGUGUCAUCAUCCCUCCACGGACCUGUGCCGCCCCCACACGGAUCACCUGUCGUCUGGUCAAGCCCCAGAAACUCACCACUCCUCCCCCCCUGGUGGAGGGAGAGGGCUUAGCCAGCCGUAUCAUAUCACUGGGCCCAGCCAGCAUGCAGUUCCUGGGGCCUGUGAUCGUGGAGAUCCCUCACUUUGCUGCUCUGGGUCGAGGGGACCGGGAGCUGGUGGUGCUGAGGAGUGAGAACGGCUCUGUCUGGAAGGAACACCGCAAUCGCUAUGGCGACGAUGUGCUAGAGACUAUCCUCAAUGGGAUGGAUGAAGAGCUGGAGAGCCAAGAGGAGCUUGGGAAGAAGCGUAUCCGACGAAUCAUCUCCACUGACUUCCCCCUCUACUUUGCUGUGGUGUCGCGCGUCCAGCAGGAGAGCGAUCUGAUUGGCCCAGAGGGGGGUCAGCUGACCAGUAAACUGGUACCGUUGGUCCAGGCUUCGUUCCCUGAGACAGCGGUCACCAAGCGAGUCCGCCUGGGCCUGCAGGCCCAACCAGUCCCAGACGAGCUGGUUGCCAAGCUGCUGGGUAACCAGGCAACCUUCAGCCCUGUGGUGACUGUGGAACCACGGCGACGCAAGUUCCACCGGCCCAUCGGCCUGUGCAUCCCCCUACCCCCCUCCUGGAGAGAGAGCCCCCGGGACUCUGGAGAGGGGGACACCACCAGCCUGCGCCUGCUCUGCAGUGUCAUCGGUGGCACAGCCCCAGCCCAGUGGGAGGACAUCACAGGCACCACCAAGCUCAUAUAUAGCAAAGACUGUGCCAACUUCACAACCAAUGUGUCAGCACGGUUCUGGCUGGCUGACUGUCCCCGGACAGCCGAGGCCAUGUCUUUCGCCAACCUCCUGUACCGGGAGCUCUCAGCCGUGCCCUACAUGGCCAAGUUUGUGGUGUUUGCCAAGAUGAACGAGGUCCGUGAGGGCCGUUUGCGCUGCUACUGCAUGACUGAUGACAAGAUGGACAAAACCCUGGAGCAACAUGAGAACUUCAGCGAGGUGGCCCGCAGUCGCGAUAUCGAGGUGAUGGAGGGUAUGCCACUGCACCUGGAGUGUUCUGGAAACCUGGUCCCAGUGAGGAAGGCUACCCAGCAGCCUCGCUGUUUCAGCUUCCAGGCCUUCCGAGACAAUAGACUCCCCGUCUCUGUCAAGGUGAGAGAUAGUAGCAAAGAUCACUCCGGAUUCUUGUCUUUCCUGCGGAAGUCUACCAAGUACGAAGACAGCCAACAUGUGCUGUGCAACCUCAAUAUUACCAUGCCUCUGUGUAUCAAGGCUGCUGGGAGUGAAGAUCGGAGGCGAACUCUGACCCCAUUAGCCCUGCGAGAGAGAUACAGUGCCCUGAAUGAGCCUGCCAUGGGUAAAGCAUCAAUGAGUGCCAUGGAAAAGACAGAGCUGAAGAUGGCUCUGAUAGCUGAACAGUUGGGACUGAGCUGGGCUGAGCUGGCGAGGGAGCUACAGUUCAGUGUAGAUGACAUUAAUAAGAUCCGUGUGGAGAAUCCUAACUCCCUAUUGGAGCAGAGUUCUGCCCUGCUCAGCCUAUGGGCCACCUGUGAGGGCAAGAGAGCCGAUAUGGAGAGAUUGUACACAGCUCUGAAGAGCAUUGACCGGAUGGACAUAGUAAACAUGUUGGAGGGCCAGGGGCCACAGCCUGAUGGGAGGCAGGCCCGGGAAACAAGCAGACGCAGACACAACGAGAGCGACCACAUCUCCCCCAGCCUGACCAAUGGUUACGGGAUAUUACAGGAGGAGCUGCUCUCCCCUCCUUCCAUGCAGUACAGCCUGCCCUCCCCACUCGGAAAUGAGCCCUACUGGCAGGAAGUCUCCAGUCUGGAGUGUGCUCCCAUGGCCAUCACAGAGGAGGACACACUCAUGGAGAUGUCCGAUGUGCAGGUGUGGCCCUCGGGCAACAGCCCCUCCCUAGUGGCCGUGGAGGACUCCUCACUGGAGUGCAGCAAUGCUGACGACUCGGAGGGGCUGCAGGGGCUCUCGUACGGGAGCCUGGGCCGGCCGGGCAGUAGGGCUAGAGGAGAGGAAGGGGGGCUGAGUGGCUCCAUGGAGCUGGUGGAAGAGAACUCAGAGAUGGGGGCUGUUGACUCGUUCAGCACCGCCACCCCUGCCACCCCUGCUUCGUUCAGCACAGCCACCCCUGCCACCCCUUCUUCGUUCGGAGGCACCAUCGCCGCCAUGUUAUACAACGUUAAUGGUCUGGAGAAGGGUCAAGGGUCAAAAGUCGUGAAGUCAGAGGCAGCAGCGGUCAGAGGCAACUUGGCAGGUGGAGACGGAGAUGGAGUUGAAGGAGGAAGAGGAGGAAGGACAGGCUCAGAGGAAGGGCUUUCUCUUGUUGCAGGACAACAGCAGCGAGUGUACACCCGGCUGAGCAAGUCGCCCGGUCUGAGGCGCGUGGCUGAUCGUAAUGGAGACAGGUCCAGUGGUGGCGGCAGUGGUAGUAGAGGCAGUGGCGGAGGUGGUGGCUCUUUACUGUCCUAUCUGCAGGAGCAGUCGGGUCCAGGUUGGCAACCUGUCACUGACCACACUCAGGCCUGGUUGGGUUCACAGACAACAAAACCCAGGCAGGCCAUGGACUCAAUGAUGUCAUCAGUGCGCGCUGCCAUGGAUGUGGACCCCAGCCAGUCCCGUGUGUCCCAGGAGGCCCUGCUUCAGCCGGUGCGGGACAUGGGGCACUCUGAGCUCCUGCGUGGGCACUUCAGGGGCACCCAGCCAUUUGAGAAGGGCCUGGGGUUCCCUCACAGGGUACCAGAGCUGCAGACCUGGGACGACGUACUCCUGAGGCAGGAGGGUGACGAGGCCAAGGAUCUUCCAGGGGAACAAGUGAGCGAGGAGCAGUUCACAGACGAGCACGGAAACAUCGUCACCAAGAAGAUUGUACGGAAGGUGGUGCGCAGGGGGAAGGGCUCAGGUGACGUGGGGGGUCAGGAGCGGUCAGUGAGCGUGGAUGGCUCUCUGCAGGAUGAGCUGGAGGCUGAGGCGGAGCAGUUCAUAAACUACGCCGUCCUGAGCAGCAAGCCUGAUAUUGUGGAUGUGAAGAAGGGUGCUCAGAUAGUGAAAUGUGCCAGUCUGCGGAGAGUAAAGCAGUGAGGGAAGCAUGCAGACAGAGUGGCAGAGCGACAUGUGCCCGCAGGAUUUGAGCCCCACACCAAAACAAUCCUACUUAGACACAUGACCGGCGGCAGGUGACAGGAGGAAUGAAGAGGAGGAGAAUAAUGGAGAGAAAAGAAGAGAGAUUGGAACGAACGAAACACUAACUUCAUAAUAACAACAACCACCACGGCAAAGCCGACGAUCACGAGAGCGAAGUGGAUUUACUCCUAGUUUUCUUACCUUUUUAAAAAGAGAAACAAUCCAAACAUGUCAACUACUAGGCUCGGUGCAUGAUUUCGUAUAAAACAAAACCAAACACAGACAACAAAAAAAUAGCAACCAAAACGUGCUUCCUGUUAUAUGUAUCAGCAUGAAUGACUGCUGGCGCAUGGCCUGUCUUUCACUACAGUACUAGGGGUUGUGGGGGGGGGGGGUCACUCCUGUAUUGGAUAGGAGGCCAUGUUGGGGUGUAGGGCAAGAUGAAUAUGUCAUACGUACCCUUUCUAAAGAAACAGGGCAGUGUUUGUUUGUGAAACUUCUGAAAAGGGAGGCUGUCAAAAUACUCAGAAUUAUCUCUAGGCAACAGGUCACUCUCCCUCCCUGUCACACUGAACAGACUCUUCCAGCAAAAUAAAAUAUUAAAUACAUCACAGGCUGGUUUCAGCCCUUCACUGUCCCACUCCAGUAGCCUACAUUUAGGACAUUGGUGUUGUACAUUCUAUCUGCACUGAAAUGCUACGUGACUGAGUGUUACCUGUGUUUUAUGUCACCAUAACCCUAUGUGAUGCUAAUGAUGCUGCUGUUUCAGACACCUAAACGAUUCUUCUGCUCUGGUGUUCUUGUUUGGUUAACUCUAUGCGUAUAUGUUCGAUAUAUCUUGACAUCCGGUGGGUAUGAGAACAAACAAAACAAACCUCUGUGUCGUUCUGCCUGUUUUAUCUGUCCAUUUUUGUGUGUCCGGUUAUUUGUUAUUUUGUGAUUUUCGUGUGAUGCCUCCCUUUGCUGGGGUCAUGUCACCUAGAGGGCAUUAUUGGCUUCAGAGACAUUUCACGGUUCUUUGUGUUUUAGAAAGAGGAGGUUCUGUGUUGACUUUCCUCCCCAACCCCACAACCAACCUCCCUGGAGGGGUUUGUGUGCUUCCAGGGUGAAUGUAAUUGGAGUAAAGGCUGGGGCAGUCAUGAGAACGUUGGAAAGACCUUUCAUCUACCCUGCUAUAUGUGUGCAGCUAUAGUCCAGCUAUAGUCCAGUCCUGUCACCACCAUCUGUAUGUAUGUAUGCAGUCCACCCACCUCAUUCAUCUCUACACCCCAUCCUCACACCCCAUUCUCCCUGCACUGCACACCCUGCCCUGCCCUGCCUCCCUCCACUCCCCCAGCCUUUCAGUGUAGAUGCAGCAGUCCUGUUCUGUCCCUCUCAAUAUGGAUAUUAUGUAGCAGUUCUGUUCAUUACCAGCAGGGGUCAGAGUCCCCCUAAUUAAUGUAGCAUCUCCCCUCUGGUGUGUCUGUCACACAGCAACAGAUUGUCAGUCUGAUAUCACAGGAUAUAUCCAAGAGGGUUUACAGAUCAUCUACCCAUCUACCCAUCAUUCGAUAAGGGUAUAGAAGUAAAUUCACCACUACAGGUAAUAAUGUAGCACUGGUUAAGCUGGUUACAUGUGAUAGUCAGUCAGGUAGAGGUGGGUAUCUACAGAGAUUUGAAAGUGUUGGGACUGUAAGUGUUGCUUGUUUUGUUGGCAACUCUCAGUAGACUAGCGAAGACAACCAGCCACCAAUCACUGUGAUAAGAAACUGUAAUACUGACCCACAACUGUGAGCCCACACAACCCCACCACAAACCUGUCUCCUUUCCUCUCGCCCCUCUCCUGAUGUCUGUACACCCCAACCCCUUUUCCCAUCAGAAAUGUAUUGUCUGGUGUUUGUUUAAAGGAAAGCAAUAACAUUGGUCGAAAGAGUAGGUCUUAAUAUGUGUAUGUGUGUGUGUGUGGGGGGGGGGUAUAGGCGUUCUAACUACUUUUACCUUAGAUGUACUGUCUGAUUAGGAGAGAUGCCAGAGCCCCAAUCAGCCUCCUGCUAAUCCACUUGACCUGCAUGGAACAUACAUCACUUCCAUGUAGGUUGCACAAAGUAGACAAAGGAGACAAGUUGGUGGACUGAGUUACUGGUUUGCAUUAUUGGAGAGCUGUUUUCUUCAAGUGUUUUUCUCCCAGUCCCAACAGUGUUUGGUUUUUGAUCUUGUGUGUUUGAAGGUUGGGUGGUAAAGAAUAGCCAUAUUCCCUGAGGUUUAUGCAAACCAUCCAAAAGUGUCCACUCAUUGUUCUUUUAAGCCUUAAUGGCAUUCAUAUUUCAAUCUAAGGAGACAUUCUAAAGUGUGUGUGCAUGUGUGUGUAUGCGAGCUUGUGUGUGUGUGUGUGUGUGUGUGUGAUGGGUCCACUGAUUGUAAGUACAAUUGAGACUGACACCGUACAGCGUCAUUUAGUGUUGACAAAAUGACAGUGCAGGGUUGAGGGCGGGGAAUUGGCAUGGGUGUGAAGGUGAUACGACACUAUUGGUGGACAUUAAACCGAGGUCCUCCGGUCCCUACCCUGAUUUAAACAUGGUUUACAGAAGUGUUACCUCAGUACAGUAUACCAUCCUACAUCAUGUAGAUUAGCUGUAAUGCUCUACAUCCUCUUGGCAUUGUAUCGUAACGGAUCUUGAUGCAUUACAUUGCUCAUAUCGUAGGAAAACGUGUGUCUCAAACACUCCAGAGAGUACAUGGACGAACACUCUGCAAUAAUAAUACCCAGACAUUGAAAUUAGUCUCCAGUCCGGGCCCAUGGUUUAUCAGCCUCUGUAGCCACAGGUAAUGAAUGUAAGUUCUUGCUCUGUACAUAUUAGUUGACUAGGUAGGCUAGACGCCAGACUGUUUAGCCUAUCUAUUGAACUCAGGAUCUGUUGUUGUUUAAGAAACUGUAUAACACUGAACACAUAUGAAUAGAUAUGUCGUCCAUAUAACCCAUCCAUGCAUAAUCAGAACGAGGGAACGAGCAAGAGAAAGAGAGCACGUAUAAGAGUCAAGUUGUUGUUUUGAGACAUUUGAUCAUCUAUCCCUGCCUCUGCACCAUUAAUACAUAUCAUGUUUAUGACCCCACCUUGACUGGGUCAAAGCUACGGGAGCAGCAGAAAGAGGAAUGGUGAAGCACCUCCAUGUGACUGCUGAAGGUCGGCUCAGUACGAGCUUCAGGAAAACCAGACAUACAUACAUACAUUAUACAUUCAUUAUGCUUCUUAGUUUGGUUUCUGUAUCUAAGUCAUUUGUGUGCACACAGUGUGGGCCAACAGUGUUUAAGUCUGGAUGUAAUAGGGGUUGGGUCUGGAGACUUGUGGAGGUGGUAGACAGGGAAAGCAGACUGGGCGAUGAGGAUCUGUGGUUGUAGAGGGGUAGUUAGACAACAUCGUGGCUUCACUGACUAGGCAGUAUUUUUUUUAAAUAGUAUUUUUCCUCAACACCGCCCACCCCCGUUCCAUCCCCGCUCACUAAAACCAAAAAGAGAUUGAGCCAGUUCUAAGGCUUCCUUCUACACAGUGACAGGCUGAGUGGAGUCAAGGAGAGGGAGGACUCAGUAGAACUUCAGACCAUGGAGGUGACGACAUAAACCAACUUCAUGCAAAAAAGAUUAACUGUUGCAAAAACUAGAGAACACAUGUAUACUCAUUUAGAAUGGAUUGAAGACAUUAUUCAUGCAAUAGCAUAUUACUCAAUACAAAGGAAUGCACCUGCGCACAUGCACAGAAAAUGUUUUUAAUAUAAAUGAAUAUAUAUAAAAUAUAUGGAAAUAUAUAUUUACUUAGAAUGCUAUGCACCCUUACUUGUCAGCGGGAUUAUAGUUAUUUUAUGGAUGUACUUUUAGCACCAUAGCUACCAAGAGACUGUUGAGUUAUGGGUAAUGCCUGCAACCUGGGAAAAAUAGGGGCCUUGUGCGUAUUUGUUUUGUUUGCUUUUAUAUUGUUAUUGAGAGGUCAAAUAUGACAAAUAUAUACAUGUACAAGCCUUUUAAUCAAAUUAAAUCCGAAGACAUCUAUAGAUAAUUUACCCUGUACACCAGCUCAAAUCAUUUACGAAAUAAUAAAGAAAUGAAAUGUC